Molecule: messenger RNA, 5012 nt
Organism: Anopheles funestus (African malaria mosquito)
Lineage: Eukaryota; Metazoa; Arthropoda; Insecta; Diptera; Culicidae
Product: tonsoku-like protein
Exons: 4
Coding region: 220-4812 (1530 amino acids)
Molecular function (GO): protein binding
Source: RefSeq, a predicted model, not a curated record
CGCACGGGCUGCUUUCAAUCACAUAUUCUGCGCGCUUUAAUUUUGACGUUUGUUCGAAAGAUACGAACGAUUUACGCGGGUGUACAUGUUUUGUUUUCUGUGCACUGUUCCACCGGCGUAAAUCUAUUGUUUUUCUGUGAUAUUGACGAUUAUUUGCUUACAGAUUGUUUUAUUUCAUUAGUUUCUACCGUAAGGUGAAAGUGCGCGAUAUUAACAACAAUGGAAUAUAACGAGCAGAAACUGGUGAAGAAGAAAACGAAAUACGCAAACGAAUCGAACUAUUUAGCAUUGGCCGAAACAUGUAUGCUGCUGGGAGAAUGGUACAAAGACCGUGAAGAGCAUCAGCGCGCCCUGAACGAAUACAAAUUAGCGGCCAAAGCGUAUGAAAAGAUAAGCAAACCAAUGGAUCGUGGGCUUGCGUUCAGGAUGGUUGGCGAGAUGCAUGCCACGUUGGGUCAGUACAAGGAAGCACUGCAUAAUGUGCAGGCCUACAUGCGAGCCGCACUACGAGAUGCCAAUACUAAAGCUAUGCAAGAGGCACAUACCACCUUGGGUAGAGUGUAUCUCCAGCGGGCCGAAUCCUUCCAGCGGCAGGGCAAAACAUCCGAUGCUGAGACGGAUCUGGUUGAGGCCGAUAGGUCGUUCCGUACGGCUCUUUCGAUUUGCGAUGAACUGAAACGAACUUUACCCAAAACCGAAUUGAUCAACAUGCAGGCCAGAGCUCACCUUAACCUCGGUAUCACAUUGGACGCACAGAACAAAACAGGCCCAGCGAAGGAAAAUAUGGAACGAGCAAUUCGACUUGCGAAGGAGGCCGAUUUAUUUGACCUACUCUACACGUGCUACAACGCGAUGGCACUCUCUAGCUCGCGGUGGGAAAGUAAUUCAGAUUCAGCCAACGGUGAGCACUGUGGACAAACGUUACGUUUGUUGAACCUAAGCCUUGAAGUAGCGUCUCGGCUUACGGGCCGUGCCUCAAAGAUGUGCCAAACGUUAAUGCUGAUGGGAACGUUCUUCCUGAAGAUGGACGAUUUUCAAAGCGCCCGACAAACGCUGAGGAGAGCCUACCGACUUAAAACACCUGUUGUGGACGAUGCGAAACGGAUAAAGCAGAGACUGAAAGUACUCAUCGCUAUGUGCCGUAUGGAGGAUGAGCUUAUAACGACCGAUGCGACAAACUAUGUGCGCCGCAAGGAAUUGUACGAGCGCAUGGGAGAUGGUGCGUGCCUAUUGCGCAAUUACAGUAAAGCUAUCGAUUACUACAAGCUAAUGCUGCAGAAUGCCGAAGCAAACGGUGAAGCCGAUCGUCAGCUGAUACCGUGUUACGUGAGCCUAUAUCAAACGUACAUCGAUAACCGACAGUAUGAACAAGCGCUAGAGUAUCUUUGGAAGGAGCACAAAAUCAUAAGCAACGAACCGCAGGAAGCGUAUUACACGUUGAUGAAAAUUGGAAAACUAUACGAACGCCAACGGAGAUCGUUCUUCGACAUCCAGAACAUCUACCUGAAGGCGAAAGAUGAAGCAAAGAAGCUUCAAUCGGUCGAACAACAACGCGUGGCAGUGCAGCGUGCGGUUAAGGUUUUGCGGGUCUACUGUAUGGAUUUGAUGGCGGACAAGCUGGAACAGGAUGCACUGGGCGAAGGAAUCGAUAUCGCAAAUGCAGCUGAACCUGAUAGUGAAGAACUGUUGGAUCAAAUUCAAACAAACGAUCUUGUAGAUUACGAUGUUGAGGAAGAGGAGGUCGAGGAAGCAGAUCGAGACACACCAAACGUGGGAGACGAAAUCGAUCUUGAAGUCGAUCUUUCCGAUGAUUCCGAUGGUGAUCCGGCCCUCACCAUAGGUGAAGAUUUAAACAACUCGACAACAGCAGAAACAUCGAGAACUCGAAAGCGGGGUAAACGAUUCGCCAUCCGGCGUAACAAGAAGGGCGAAACACAGCUGCACCAAGCAGCGAUCUCCGGUAAUAAGGCUCUCGCCGAACAACUGCUCCAGGUAGGGCAUCCGGUAAAUGAGCGUGACUUUGCCGGAUGGCUACCACUCCACGAAGCCUGCAUACACGGAUAUUCCGAAAUCGUUACGCUGCUGCUCGACCGGGGAGCACAUAUCAACGAUAAGGGUGGUACUAGCUGCGAAGGUAUUACACCACUGCAUGACGCCUGCCGUAAUGGACAUUUGGACGUGAUCACGGUACUGCUUGAUCGUGGAGCCAAUGCAACGCAGCGUAAUGAUUACGGUGAAACUGCUCUAAGCAUGCUGGAUGCAUGGUACAAAAAACUUAAGGUGCCUCUGACAGCUUCGGAGAUGAACCAUUACAAGCGUAUUAGAAGCGAGUUGGUAGCGCAGUUUGAUGCAGCGGCCAUUCCAACAUCACCUCCAUUGACAGCAGGGAAAACGUCCGAUAACACUUCUGGUGAUAGAAGAUCAUUAAAUCGGCACCAAUCUGAGGACAAUUUCAAAGCAUCUCUUUCUUCGUCAUUUGCUUCUCCAACAAAAUCGAGUCUACAAACAUUAAAGGCUAGCAGUAGCUCUUCCGGUUACGUAAGUGAGGUCGGAUCAUUGCGGCACCGCAACAUUAUCUACGAUGACGAUGAUGGUCGAUCUACUACCAGUGGUGAAGAGUCUCAAACCGAAGACACGUACGCUAGUGUGAAGAAACGCAAAUCUUCAUCUGGAGUAGCGGAGUAUCGCAGCGUAAUGAAAUCGAUGCGCAAACAGCAUCUUGAUAAUGAACAGUCACCAACGCGUGUUACCUCGCAGAAGAGACGUCCAACAACCCGAUUUGCUGAUGAGCAAGAAGAUAAAGACGAUUGGCUGAUCGACGAUAUGAAACAAUCGUCUAAAAAGAGUCGUGUAAAUCGCGAUCGCGAAUCUCGUGAAGUUGUUUUAGGGAAGAGUAAAUCUUUCUCCAUUUCAACUAAUCCCGUGGAGUCUAUAAAUGAUCGCGACACAAGAACGUCUCGCUAUAGCGUAUCAUACGAUUCGGACGGUGACGAUCUGUUUGAGGUGGAAGUGGAACAGAAUCACGAUCAAACCAAACGUUCACAGCAGAACCAAGAUAAGCAGAGUGCUUUCAAUGUUAUCAUGAACAAUUCGGCCAAGAGCUUUCGACGCACACAAUCUCGACGGAACUCGAAUGAAUUGCGCACUUUCUCGUGCAGUGGACGAUCUGCAGUCUAUCAGUCAUCUCUUCUUGAUGCAGGAUUCCAGCGAAUUGCCAGUCCAACGCUAGAGGAAAAAGAAAAUUUUGUUCCACAGGAAUGCCAUUCCGGAACACCGAUCAAACAGUCGCUGGAAUUGUUCACUCCACAUACGCCUUUGCAGCAGGAUCGCGUCAUAAAGGUAAUUCUCGAUAAUGGGGAAACGUACACUGUACAAUAUGACGCACAGCUGAAUUCAGCGACACCACCGAUCGAAUGGUUAGCGAAUGCGGUUACAAAACAGUACAUCAUAAAUCAUGGUAAACGUCCAUUAAUCAAACUGAAACCAGUAGAAGGUUCGUGGUUGAAUUCUGAUACCUGGGCCGAACUGUUACAAACAGGUUCAGCGUUAGGCACAACAGUGUACGGUCAAAUUAACGGAUGGGAACACAUUGAUUUGGAACAGUAUUAUGAAGAGUAUUGCAAGGAACAUAAGCUUGCACACGAUAGCAGCUUACGCAAGCGCCUAAUAAUGAUGGACCGAAAUGAAAUCAUCAUUCUGGAAAAUGAUUUUGCCUGCACCAUACCAUCCAUCGCAAGGGAGCAUGUACUGCCCAUGGUCUUCAUGGUAACAUUUUUUCAGCAGGACUGGCUGAAACAAUUAGACCUUUCCAUGAACAGCAUCACGGAUGAUGACGUUGCAAUGCUAGCCCGCCAUCUGCCAGCCUGCCGGCAGCUGCGUAUUUUACGGCUGACGAGAAAUAUUCUCACUAGCAGAAGUGUCGAGAUGCUUUGCUUUGGGUGCCGAAACGCUUCGGAUAUGUCUACCGACGGAACGAGCAACAAACCUGCGGCCAUCGGAGGUGGUUUACUAGCCGAGCUCGAUCUAAGCUACAACCCGUUGGAAGAUGAUGCAUUAGUACCGCUAGCCCGGUUGUGUAGCAAUUUGCCAUUCCUUCGCGUUUUACGCCUUAGGUCAGCGGAUUUAACUAAUUUCAGCACCACUAUCUUCCCGAGCGAAAAGCUAAAUCGUUUGGAAACGUUUGACAUUUCCGAAAACAAACUCACGGAACGUUCCGCGCAGUACCUUUUACAGCAACUGGCUGAAGGGAACUUGCGCGAAGCAUAUCUCGCAUCGCUACCUGUUUAUUGUAUCAAUUUUAAACCAAAACUGUGGCAAACACUAUCCCAAAAUCGGAUGGAUGAUUUGCGCACACUCAAUCUGGUCAACUGUCGGCUGACGGAUGACGAAAUCGAUUGCACACUUAUGCCCGCCAUCGGACGAAACUGUGCAUCGUUGGCACGGUUGGAUUUGUCGCGCAAUGUCAGCCUUACGAAACGUUCCUUUCUGGCCAUUCUGCGGCACUGUGCCGGUGCCGUAUUUGAAUUGGAAGAAGUAAACUUUCACCACGACGUACAGCUGUGGAUCGAUAUGGAAACAUUCGAUUCCACGGCACAAUUGCUAGAGUUAAUCGAAUACAGCCCGACAGCGCGCUAUCCCAAGCAGAUACACGCCAUUCUUCCGGUGUGUCCCGGGUAUAGUGCAGAACGAUGUGAAACGUUGCUUGCAGCGAUUGAUCACUUUUGGCGUUCGUUGAGGCCAUCGACACAGUCAUACACGAGAAGGAACGAAAAUGAUUUACAGGUAACGCUUAGCGUUGAUCCAACCAGCUAGCCCCCCCCCCUUUUCUAACCUAAUUAGCAUAUCCUUUGUAUAGUUUCCAUUAAAUAUUUGUAACACUUUUUUUACUAACAGCUACGACAUAAACACACCCAAAAAGUAUAUUGUGAUAGAUCUUCAGUGCUUUGAACUAAUUUCCGAACAUUUUCCAUACAGUUUUGUCGAAACACUGCUGCUGUUUAUGUGUGUUUAUU